AUGAAGAUCGUUUCGCCCCGGGAUCUCAGCUAUCCCGUUACCGUCAUCGACCUCCUUAAGAAGCGCGACGAUGACGUCCAGCGGUCGGGCAAGCUGUUCAACUACAGCUAUGACAGUCGCGUCACCGAGGGCGACAAGUGGGGAGGCGAGAAGACGGUCAUGAAGAAGUUCAGGCAGACGUUUGCCGCGAGCACAGAGGGAAAGAUCACGCGCUGGUUCAUCAAGCCCGGCACCGUCAUUGAGCGAUAUGGAACUCCGCUCCUCGAGAUUGAAGAGCCAUGCACGCACGAGACACAGUUUGGCGGCCUCUGCGUCGACUGCGGCCGCGACAUGACGCAGGUCGACUACCUCACCAAAGAGCUCGAUGUCGGACGCGCAACGGUCAACAUGGCGCACGACAACACGGCGCUCCUCGUCAGUCACAAGGAGGCGGUAGCGGCAGAGGAGGACGCCAAGAAGCGCCUGUUGAGCGCGCGCAAGCUGACCCUCAUUGUCGAUCUGGACCAGACCGUCAUCCACACCACCUGCGAGCGCACCAUUGCCGAGUGGAAAGCCGACCCCGAAAACCCGAACCACGAUGCCGUCAAAGACGUACAGGGCUUCCAGUUGGCCGACGACAAUGUCUCCAACGUGGCUGCAAACUGGUACUAUGUCAAGAUGCGCCCAGGCCUCAAGGACUUCUUCGACCGAGUCUCGAAGCUCUACGAGAUGCACGUCUACACAAUGGCCACCCGAGCGUAUGCGCAAGCCGUCGCAAAGAUCAUCGAUCCCGAGCGCAAGUACUUUGGCGACCGCAUCCUCAGCCGCGACGAGAACUACACAGACAAGCUCAAGAGUCUGACGCGGCUCUUCUACCAGAACACAGCCAUGUGCGUUAUCAUUGACGACCGAGCAGACGUCUGGCAAUACAGCCCGCACCUCGUCCGCGUGCCCGUAUUCAACUUCUUCCCCGGCGCUGGAGAUAUCAACGCGAGCUUCCUCCCUAAGCAGCAGGAGCUUGUGUCAUUCGCAAAGGACAAAUCGCCCCCGACACCGAAGAAGGCCACAACUGAGAACGCGACGACGAGUGUCGUAUCCGUCCCAGGCAAGCCGCUCGAGACCACGACCGAAACUACGAAUGGUGAUUUGAACGAGCUGGGACAGCAACUCAUAUCAUUAGCAGCAACUGAAGAUUUGGAGGAGCAGGCCAAAGAGCAGGAGAAGCUCAUCAUAGCGCAACAAACAGAGCGACCUUUACUACAACAACAGCUCAUGCAGGACAGGGAGGAUGAAGAGACACCUGCCGAAGCUGAAACUCGCGACUCACGACCGGUCGAACAACCCAAGGUCCGACAUAGUAUCCUCAACGACGACGACAGAGGGCUCGACGUCAUCGAACACAACCUCAACCUCGUCCACCGCACAUUCUACGAUGAAUACAGGAAGGCCAAGAAGGUGCCAACAGGCGGUCGUGUGGCUGAGCUCAAGGGCGAGAAGAGCCCAAAGAAGCGCUCCAUGGAAGAAGACGUCAUUCCCGAUGUAGCUGAGAUUAUGCCGCGCAUCAAGAGCGAGGUGCUCGAUGGUGCGGUGGUUGUCUUUUCUGGUAUUAUUCCGCUUGGUGUGGAUGUCCUAACAUCGGACUUCGCACUAUGGAUCGGAAGCUUUGGCGCAGAAGUUACUACGAACGUUACACGGAGAACGACCCACGUAAUCGCCAACCCCGAUCGAAAGACGACGAAAGUAAAGCGAGCCGCCCGAUACCCCCACAUCAAAAUCGUGAACCCCGAAUGGAUGUUCCAAUGCUGCACCAGAUGGGAGCAUGUAGACGAGACACCCUACAUAAUCGAGACCGAUGCGGCGGAGCGAGGCGGCUCACCCAUCGCCGACCUGGAAGAUGAGAGCCUCGACGGAACAGGGGAUGAAGCCGCAGACAAUGCGUCCCCCGUAGUCGAAAUGUCAAACGACGACUGGGCGCAGCUCGACGACGAGCUCGCUGAUUUCAUGAACGAAACCGACACAGACGGCGGCGGCAGCGAAUCAGAUUCCGACAGCGUCCGAUCAGACAACAGCACCGCAUCAGAUACCCAGCAACAAGCCGCCAAGAAGAAGCGGAAACGCACAAACUCCACCGACGUCAGCGAGACGGAGGAGAGCGAUAGCAGCGUCAACAGCACCACCUCGCGCCUCCAACGGCGGAAGAAACGUACCAUGGAGCGGGUGACGUCACUCACAAAUGUCGUUACCGCCGAUAAAUCAGGUCUACCCAGCCCGGAAACCACGGGGCCGGAAGAAGACCAGGGGGAUGUAGACGGUGACGACGAGGAGAUGAAAAAUCCCGAGGCAAAUGGGACGACGGCGCCAGAUCUCCAGGACGACUAUGACGAUGGUCUUGAAGCGGAGUUACUGGCUGGCUUCGGGGAUAGUGAUGGUGAGGAGUAG
Alternaria novae-zelandiae is the source of this 2418-nucleotide messenger RNA. RefSeq lists its product as uncharacterized. NCBI's taxonomy places the organism in Eukaryota, Fungi, Ascomycota, Dothideomycetes, Pleosporales, Pleosporaceae. Gene Ontology annotation, cellular component: nucleus. The record is from RefSeq and is a predicted model, not a curated record. The transcript is spliced from 3 exons. The coding region runs from base 1 to 2418 and encodes 805 amino acids. Gene Ontology annotation, molecular function: RNA polymerase II CTD heptapeptide repeat phosphatase activity.